Molecule: messenger RNA, 859 nt
Organism: Cucumis sativus (cucumber)
Lineage: Eukaryota; Viridiplantae; Streptophyta; Magnoliopsida; Cucurbitales; Cucurbitaceae
Exons: 4
Coding region: 211-540 (109 amino acids)
Source: RefSeq, a predicted model, not a curated record
AUUGGACCGUAGUAUUUCAGUAUUUCUAAUUCAGCGUCCCUCCCCAGCUACUGCAUCCCCUCCGCCGCACGCAGCAGUCCGCCGCCGCCCCUCCUACCUGAAACAGUCUCACCGUCUGCACCGCAUCUCUCUCCCUCUCACACUCUCACCUCUCCCUGAAAUCGCAGUUAUUUAAACUCUCUCAGUCCCCAACCCCUGCUGUUGAAGGAUAUGGGAGGCAGAGGAGUCAUUGGUGACAAAUGGUCGACGAGGGUUCUCUGGGUUUGUGCUCUAGGAAGUGUAAUCGUUUUUUGCAGGAGUUUGUUUUUUACUGUUUGUCAGAGGAAUGCUCGGUUAGUGAUUGGGGAGUUCUCCUCCAUUGGCAUUUCAAAGAGAAAGUUCAUUCUCUUUGGUUUAUGGAGGUGUGUGCUUUAUUAUAGGACCUUUUGGAGGAGAGGAACAAUAGAGUGUUUCAAGAGGGACCCAGCAAGGUUUGGUCUUUGGUAUGUAUAUGGUUGCUCAAGAAAGACAAUUACAGAACAGGCAAAGAAUGUUGACUGAGAGUCUUAAAGACGUUGAAUCUGGAGGAAAUGUUGAAAAUGUUUAGGCACUUUAGAGCGUUGUUGAAAUGUGAGCUCCAGACUAUCAAGAUUCUGCGUUUUCAAAUUGCUUCCAUUCCUUAUGGUGGCUACAAUUCAACACUGUGAGUUUCCAACCAUGUGAAAUAAUUAGAGCUUAUGAGCGAUGGACUUGGCUUUUGUUUGAAUUCAUGGAAUACAAUAAUUUUACCGAGUCAAUAUCUAGUGGUCCAUUUUGAGAAAUGGGAUUCAGAAACACACAUCUCAGAAGUUCACAAUUUUAAAAAACGUGUUUUUCACUA